This is a messenger RNA of Truncatella angustata, 4419 nucleotides long. RefSeq names its product P-loop containing nucleoside triphosphate hydrolase protein. The record is from RefSeq and is a predicted model, not a curated record. Gene Ontology annotation, biological process: transmembrane transport. NCBI's taxonomy places the organism in Eukaryota, Fungi, Ascomycota, Sordariomycetes, Amphisphaeriales, Sporocadaceae. The coding region runs from base 1 to 4419 and encodes 1472 amino acids. Gene Ontology annotation, molecular function: ATP hydrolysis activity; ABC-type transporter activity; ATP binding. Gene Ontology annotation, cellular component: membrane. The transcript is spliced from 16 exons.
AUGAAUGUUUCGUUGGCUUCAGUAUGCUCUCCGAACGGAGAUGAUCGGUUUGGUCCUGCCGUACAGGGGUGCCGACAAAACUUCGAUUUCACCUUCGUGUUUGAGCAAUACAUUUUCACUAUUAUUCCUGUUAUCAUUCUGUUAAUUGCUGCUCCUCUUAGAAUUCGGUAUCUGUACAAGCUUCCGAAAGUCAUUCGAGGUAACUCCGUCAAAUAUGCAAAGCUUGCCACCUUAUCUUUGUGGUCGGCAUGCCACCUCGCAUUGCUUAUUAUAUGGGCUACAACACCAAGCUCUGGUGCCAUCAAGACAGCCGCCAUAACGUCGUAUUGCUUGUCAUUCGCAGCGGGCAUAGUAGGCUUGGCGCUUUCCUACAACGAACACUCAAAGUCUAUGAAGCCAUCUACAACUAUCACGACUUACAUGUUUAUAUCGCUGAUACUAGAUGUUGCUACAUUACGUACAACAUGGCUAAUUACCAUGCCAGCAGCUAUUCGGAUAGUCUUCACGAUGGAAUUUGUCUUAAAAGGGCUCAUACUCGUUCUGGAAGCCAAAGAGAAGCGUGAGUGGUUGGUGGACAAUCAGAAUAGACACAGUCCCGAGGAAACUAGUGGUAUAUUCAAUCGAGGUGUAUUUUGGUGGGUCAAUUCUUUGCUUGCUAGUGGUUUCCGGCAACUACUGAGACCGAGUGAUCUCUUUGAGUUGCAAGAAGACAUGUUAGCAGCUGUGCUCUGUGAGAGGUUCUGGAGUUCUUGGGAUCAAGAUACUCACAAUAGCAAGUACAAACUCAUCAUAGUCUGUACGAGAACGCUGGUAUGGCCGAUCUUGUCCGCGAUUCCGGCUCGGUCAAUCUUGGUCGUUUUCACAAUCUGCCAGCCAUUACUUCUCAAUCGUUUCCUGCUAUAUCUUCAAGAAGCCGACGAAUCACUCAACAUCGGCUAUGGCCUUAUUGCAGCAUAUGGAUUAGUAUACAUCGGCAUGGCAAUUUCGUCUGCCUUCUACUUUCACAAAGCGUUCCGGAUGGCAACUAUGCUCCGAGGAUUAUUGAUCGCAGUAAUUUUCAAACACACCACUGAGAUUUCCAUAGCAGCGUCUGACAACUCGGCCUCAGUGACUUUGAUGAGCACAGAUGUUGACACGAUCGUUCGAGCUAUCCGACAACUCCACGACUUGUGGGCCGAUGUUGUCCAAGUUGCUGUCGCCACCUGGCUUUUAAGCGUGUUCAUUGGCCCUGCAGCUGCUGCACCCGUAGCAGUGUGCCUUCUUUCCCUAGUACUCACAAUAUAUGUGUCGCCGAAAGCCCGAGCUUCUCAGGGUGCAUGGUUUGAGAAGGUGCAGAAAAGAAUCGGUGUAACCUCAAAGAUGCUGGGACAUAUGAAGAGUGUCAAGAUGUCCGGUCUUGCUCAAGAGCUUGCUUUAUCGAUAUCUCGAAUGCGAGUUGAUGAAAUGAAAGCAGCAAAACCAUUCAGACUGAUCAUGGUUUGUACGGCGGCUUUAGCUCAGGUACCAGUGUUAGUUUCUCCUGUUGCUGCCUUCGCCGUAUUCGCAAUCGUAUCAGCAAGGACGGGAGAAACCUUUGAGGCUACUACACUUUUCUCAUCUUUAUCCCUUAUAAUACUUCUUGCAGCACCACUCUUUGGAACCUUUGAGACGAUCAUUAACCUACAAUCAUCGUUGGCAUGCUUUGAGCGUAUACAACGGUAUCUUUGCACGCCAGGCCGGAAAGAUAGACGCUCAAAGCUCUCCAAUGGCUCCCAAACGACCAUUUCCAAACCAGGUAUACGAUUAAGCCGCGGCCAAAACGACCACGCCCUUGGUAUUAUGGAUGACGAAAUUGAGAUGAUGACUCCACCGCCACACAAGCCUAACACAUCCGAACCUCACGAAUGUGUUCACAUAAGGCUUCGUGACGCGUCUUUUACUUGGUCGGACGAGGGCCCCGUCUUUGUGAAACACGUCAAUUUCGUGGUAAUGAAAAGCCAGUUCAUGGUUCUGGUUGGCGCAGUCGCGUCUGGGAAGACCACAUUGCUAAAAGGGCUUCUUGGCGAAUGUACGGGUAUGAGUGGAGAUGUCAUGCUGGCACAGGCUCGUACAUCGUGGUGCGACCAAAGUCCUUGGAUAUAUAAUGGGACUGUUCGCGAAAAUAUCGUCGGAUAUGGCUAUUACGAUUCAAAAUUGUAUCAUAAGGUUUCCUAUGCUUGCGAUCUUUUGAAAGACUUUUCUCGGUUUCCAGAUGGCGAUGAGACGCUCGUUGGGAGUAAAGGCCUAUCGCUGAGUGGCGGCCAGAAACAGAGAGUGGCUCUUGCUCGAGCGAUAUACUCAAGACCUGAGAUUGCGAUCUUCGAUGACGUGCUGAGUGGACUAGACAACCAUACCGCGAAUACAGUCUGUGAUCGCCUUUUCAGCCAUAAAUGCGGUAUCCUGCGAGAAUGGGGAACGACCAUUAUCUUAGCGACUCACUCAGCUGUCCCACUUCAUAUGGCCGACCAGAUCUUGGUACUAGGAAAAGAUGGAGGUGUUGCGGAAUUGGGGUCUCCUACUGAGCUUACCAUACGUGAUGGAUACGUCAAGAGCAUCUUCGAGGGUAACAAAUUUCGCAUGACUGAGGUGGAAGAGAUCGCAGCGUCUGAUGACGAGAAGAAUGCCUUAUUAACUGGAGCAUUGCAACUUGCGAAAAAGUCCGAGCCCAUCGACAAGCGGAGACAAUUAGGCGACAAUACCGUUUAUCAGUUUUAUUUCUCCUCCUUAGGGUUGGGCUUGACGGCGAUUCUGCUUGUUGUAGAGUUCUCGAAUGCGUUCCUCCAGACGUUUCCGACGGUAUGGCUGAAGUGGUGGUCUGAUGCUAGUACGGCCGGCGGUAACCAAAGUAUUGGCCUCUAUUUAGGAGUCUAUGCUGCACUUCAGAUGGCGGCUGUUGCUGCGCUGGUGAUGGUCAAAAUUGUUACGAAAUCAGGUCUGGAGUUGCACGAAAGGCUACUCAGAGUCGUCAUUCGUGCGCCAUUAUCAUUGUUUGUCUCGGUUGAUACCGGUUCCCUCACAACAAGAUUCUCCCAGGACCUUGGUGAGGUUGACAGGAGCUUACCAUUGGGGAUGCUCGUCACCAUCCAAAAUCUCCUCACUUGCAUUGGUCAAGCAGUGCUAAUUGCUUCGUCCACUUGGUACCUGGCCAUCGCUUAUCCAUUUCUGCUUGCGACUUUCGUUUUUCUCCAAAAAGCGUACCUGAGAACAUCCCGGCAAUUGAGAUUCUUGGAUUUGGAAGAAAAAGCCCCAGUGUACACUCAGUUCCUCGAGACCCUCGCCGGACUUUUGACUGUUCGAGCUAUGAACUGGACAAAUAGAGCAAUUGAUCGAAACCACGAACUCGUCGACCGGGCACAAAAGCCCUUUUAUCUGCUCCUCAUGGUACAACGCUGGCUCACACUCGUGCUAGACUUUAUAGUCGCAACGCUAGCUUUGCUUGUCGUCGGCCUCGCUGUCAAGUUACGGGAUUCUGUCUCGGUCGGGCUCACAGGCGUGUCCUUGGUUCAGCUCAUUACGUUCGCAGAAACUGUCAGGAUGCUGAUCCUAUGGUGGACGUCACUUGAAACAUCUAUCGGUGCGGUUGCAAGGAUCAAACAGUUCAGCGAAAGUACACCUGACGAGAAUCUUCCUGGGGAAAUCAGCGUUGUACCUCAAGAAUGGCCAGCCCAUGGUAGCAUCGAAAUUAAUUCUAUCUCCGCCUCAUACGCUGAGAAUAAAACCAAGGCUCUGGAUGAUGUAUCCAUUUCAAUCAAGGCGGGUGAGAAUGUCGGUAUAGUUGGAAGGACUGGCAGUGGGAAAUCCUCACUUCUGCUCACGCUGGCCAGAAUGCUUAAUAUGUCGGCCGGAUCCAUCUUGAUUGACGGUUUGGACAUCACAGCACUGCCGCGAGAAGAGGUCCGUUCUCGUCUCAAUAUCAUAUCGCAGGAUCAGUUCUUCCUGCCCGGUACUAUUCGCCAGAACAUUGAUCCCCACGAUACAUUCAGCACCGAAGAGAUCCUUGCGGUUCUGUUGAAAUUGGACUUAUUGGGUUCUGUUGAGUCGAAUGGAGGCCUCGAUGCCGAUAUGGACGAGGAUAUGUUGAGCCAAGGACAAAGGCAACUUUUCUUCCUUGGCAAAGCAAUUCUUAGAAGAAAUCGUGGUUGCGUGGUGCUUCUUGAUGAAGCGACGAGCAGCGUCGAUCACGAAACGGAGGCAAGCAUACGCAAUUUAUUCCGUAAAGAAUUCGAGACACAUACGGUGGUGGCCGUUGCUCAUAGGCUCGACACGAUCAUUGAUUUCGAUCGUGUGAUUGUAAUGGAUAAUGGCGCGGUAAUCGAGCAGGGACGACCAACUGAUCUGCUUCAGCGGAGUGGACCGUUUCAAGCUUUGUGGAAUGCUGCUCGAGUUACUAGUCGUUCAUGA